AGGGAUGGGCUAACUGAGGCACCAGACCACAACUCGGGUUGCGCCUCGAUUACAAACCAGUUUGGACAAAUCUGUUCGAGGGAGAAGAAAGUAGUGCGCAAUGAUGGCUGCUUACCAAAACCCAGAAGAUGACGCCAUGACACUGAUGGUCCACGACACCAACACGAGCAAAGAGAAAGAGCGGCCCAAAGAAGAACCGGUCCAGGAGAAGAUCUCGGAGAAGACCGACCCGUCCCAGAAGCCCCCGUACUCCUACGUCGCUCUUAUAGCCAUGGCGAUCCGGGAGAGCUCCGAGAAGCGACUCACGCUGUCCGGUAUUUACCAGUACAUCAUCAGCAAGUUCCCUUUCUACGAGAAAAACAAGAAAGGUUGGCAAAACAGCAUUCGGCACAAUCUGAGCCUCAACGAGUGCUUCAUCAAGGUCCCGCGGGAAGGCGGAGGCGAGAGAAAGGGGAACUAUUGGACUCUCGAUCCGGCGUGUGAGGACAUGUUCGAGAAAGGAAACUACAGGAGGCGCCGGAGGAUGAAGCGACCCUACAGACCUCCACCGACCCACUUCCAGCCCGGGAAAUCUCUCUUCGGCGGGGAUGGCUACGGCUACCUCUCGCCUCCCAAGUACCUCCAGUCCAGCUUCAUGAACAACUCCUGGUCGCUGGGACAGCCCCCCACCCCCAUGUCCUACACGUCGUGUCAGAUGGCCAGCGGCAACGUGAGCCCCGUCAACGUCAAGGGGCUGUCCGCGCCCUCCUCCUACAACCCCUACUCCCGGGUGCAGAGCAUGGCUCUUCCCGGCAUGGUGAACUCUUACAACGGCAUGAGCCACCACCACCACCACCACCACGCGCACUCCCACCACCCGCAGCAGCUGAGCCCGGCCGCCGCGGCGCCCCCUCCUCCCGUCCCCUCUAACAACGGAGCGGCGGCGGGCCUCCAGUUUGCCUGCUCCCGCCAGCCCGCCGAGCUGUCCAUGAUGCACUGUUCUUACUGGGAGCACGAGAGCAAACACUCGGCGUUACACACGAGGAUUGAUAUUUAAAUAACGUUCCACCAAAAGAAUUGUCUCUGACGUGAGGAGUCUGAAAGAAAGGGACUGCAGAGAUAUCAACAAAAAAUACAAAAGGAGAGUGUUUUUGUGGAGUGACAUUUGUGACGAGCUCUUGGGUCCAAUUUGACUGUGAUCAACUAAUGGGGGGGGGGAUAUGCAGGAGUGGAUGCUGAGAGUAUUAAAAUGGAGGUCGUGCAGAAGAGCGGCCGCCGCGAAACUUGAGGUAGCAGAACUUUUGGGAGCUAUUUUACGUCCUUGUCCGUCCCCGUCCCGUCCCCGUCCCUGUCCCUGUCCCUGUACCGUCCCCGUCCCCCGUUCGCCCGUCCCCCUUGGAUUGAAAGACGUGCUGUGGCUUUAUUGUAGUCUAUAUUGUGUUUUGAGACAUUUGUCAAAAGCUAUUCUUGAAGCAUUUCCAGUCGUGUGUCGGCGGUGCGCGAAGCCUACCCGUGGGCCAGCCGCGGGCCUGAACGCACAGUGUCUCACUACCGGUGCCAAAUGAGACAUUCAAAAUACGAUUAGAUGUAGGUCAUCUCUAAACAAUCACAUGUGUUAUUCUAUCAUGAUUCUACUCAGGCUGUGUUGAUACAACACACCGGGCUUAACCGGGGAGUGAAAUCCUUUUUUAUGUCAGUUUGGUGCCGUGUCUAAAAUUAGGAAAUGUGAAGAUGACCUCGGACACACUAAUUACGUACCAAUUAGUAGGCUAACAUUUCAUUAUCCGGUGCCAGGUUUGGUUUGUUUUUCUUUCUUUUUUUUAUAAAUGUAAUUGUGUUGUCUCAUCCACCUGGGACCAUGUUUAAUUCUAAUUAGCACUUUCCCUCUUUUCUAGGUUUGUGAAUUUCUUAAUAAACGUGUAUUUCUUAAAGUAAUGCAAUGAUCAUGACACAAUUUGUUAUUAGCGAUACUGACCAUUUAGCUAUUUGAUAAACACAAUUUACUUAUAAAAUGAACACUUAGACACAGUAAUAUAAGAAUGAAUAGGCCUACGUAUCCCAUUACAAUAUUAAUGUAUUAAUAUUUUAGGAUCAAUAUGUUGAUCCAUUCAACAUUCCAUGCUCAUCUAAAAUAAUAUGCAUUAUAUAAUGUUAUCUUUUGCUUCGAGGAAUUUUAAUCCUACCAGUUUUAAACGCUCUCUCUCUCUCUCUCUCUCUCGCUCUCUCUUACUCGCUCACUCUCUCUCUCUCUCUUUCUCUAUCGCUAUAUUUAGGCCUAUAUAAUAAUUAUACAUAAUUAACUGCUAAUCUAAACGUCGAUGGGUGUAUCUGAGAGCUUGUUGGAAAGCCAAACAGGGGAUCCCUCAGGAGAGACAGAAGCUGGUCAAAAUAAGGUCGCCUUGAGACACUAUUAAAUCGUUACACAUUUGAUAUAUUGGAAUUUAGGAUGCGCCAAGGAAGAAAUCAAAUACAAAACCCUGCACAGGGUGAAUAUUUUAGCAAUAAUAAUAAUAGCCUAUAUUAAUAAUU
This is a messenger RNA of Gadus chalcogrammus (walleye pollock), 2508 nucleotides long. RefSeq names its product forkhead box L2a (gene foxl2a). Gene Ontology annotation, molecular function: RNA polymerase II cis-regulatory region sequence-specific DNA binding; DNA-binding transcription factor activity, RNA polymerase II-specific. The coding region runs from base 101 to 1036 and encodes 311 amino acids. Gene Ontology annotation, biological process: anatomical structure morphogenesis; regulation of transcription by RNA polymerase II; cell differentiation. The transcript is spliced from 2 exons. NCBI's taxonomy places the organism in Eukaryota, Metazoa, Chordata, Actinopteri, Gadiformes, Gadidae. The record is from RefSeq and is a predicted model, not a curated record.